AGCUGACUUUGCUCAGACGGGGGCCAUGGAGGACGCGGCCAAGAGGCACAUCUCCCAGGCCUUCCAGUCGCUGAUAGAUCAGGUGGUGCUGCAGCACUCGGUGGAGCUGCAGGAGUGCCAGAGAAGCUUGGAGCUGCAGCAGAGCAAUGUCUCACAGAUGGAGGAUCAGGUGGUGCGGCUCCGCACGGAGAACGCGGUGCUGCGCGUGCCAAAGGGCGGCAUGGAGCGAAUGGUCACGGAGGACUCCGUGGUUCUUCGCGUCCCGAAGGGCAACAUGGAGCGCAUGGUGACGGAGGAGUCCCGGAUGUCCACUUGCAGCACGCGGCUGAAGCACCAGCAGAACUUCUCGGCAGCCAUAAUGAAGCAGCACCAGGAGGUCGGAGAGGUGAAGGCCCGGCAGGUCUUGGAUGUCUGGGAGACCAUUGAGGAGGAAGAAGAGGAAGGUACAGGUAGCUGCCUGAGGGCCUUCCUGACCUCCACGCGCUACGAGAUGAUCUUGGCGGCGGCCUUGUGCCUCAACGUGCUGUGGAUGGCUUGGGAGCUUCAGGUGAGCGGCAGCCAGACAGGUCUGCUGUUGGCCGGGGCCAGCGUGGAGCUCUCCUCCUGGGACCAGGUCUAUGUGUUGGGGGACUACAUCUUCACGGGGCUUUUCAUCUUGGACGCGGGCAUUCGCAUGGCGGUGCUGAGGCAAGACUUCUGGACCUCGCGGUUGAACUACGUGGACAUUGCGGUGAACCUUGCAUGCGUGGCAGAGAUCAUCGCCUCCUACGCCAUGGACAGCACCAACUCUUCCUUCCUCCGGCUGGUGAAGAUCGCGAAACUGGCCAGGGCUCUACGGAUGUUCUCCAUGGACAGCGUGCUUGCAUCCCUGCAGCUUCUGCUGAAGUGCCUCCUCGCCAGCAGUAACAUGCUCUUCUGGAGCUUUCUGCUCUUGUCCUUCGUGCAGGGCGUGGCGGCCAUCGUGGUCAGCAUCCUCUGCCGGGACUACCUGGUGGACGCCAACGCGGAGAUCGGCUUAAGGCAAGCGGUGCACCUUUAUUACGGCACCUUCACGCGCAGCUUCCUCACCAUGUUUGAGGUGUUGUUUGCCAACUGGGGGCCGCCUUGCAGAGUGCUUGUGGACAACGUCAGCGAGUGGUUCUCUGUGUUCUUCUUGCUGUACCGCUGUGUCCUUGGAUUUGCAGUCUUAAAUGUCGUGAAUGCGGUGUUUGUACAACAAACCAUGAAGACGGCCAGUUCAGAUGAUGAGAUUGCCUUCAAGCAGAAACAGAAGGAUGUGGAUACGUACACGAGGAAGGUGAAGAAGCUGUUCCAGUCCAUGAACUUGUCCGGAGAUGGGGCCAUCAACUUCCAGGAGUUCGCGAAGCUCGUGGAGUCUCCGAAGAUCCAGUUUUGGAUGAGCCAACUUGAGCUCGAGUACCAUGACUUGUUGAGCCUCUUUGAGUUUUUAGACAACGGAGAUGGAGAAAUCACGCUUAUGGAGUUCAUCGAAGGCGCUUCGAGGCUGCGUGGCAACGCCAAAGCGCUGGAUGUCUGGCGCAUGGAGACCAAACUGGAGGUCUUGUUCGAGGAGGUGCUGUCGGCUGUUCGCCCCACCGGCACGAGCAUCCAGGAUGUCUUCGACAACUCUCCGUUUAGACACAUGAAGGCCGCCAGACCCUCUGAGUCCGUAGCUCUCGCGCCCAUUAAAGAUUUUGCGGUUUAGGCGUUUUCCGCCCGAAGGGGCAAUUUUCGCUCGCCCGGCGAAGCGAGCUGCUCGCUCUCUUACCAGGUUUUUAGCUCCUUGUUGGGGGCUUCUGCCAAAAGGCACACUUGCCAGGAAGGCCGGCUAAGCCGCUUCCGGGAAUCCGUUCUGAAUUUUCGAUAGGCCAAAUUCGCCCGGUGUGGCCGAUUUUGAGCUGCAAAGUUAUUCAGCUGUCUCAGAGUGUCGCACCUGGAAUCUCCUGAAGUUUCCAAUGUAGGCGAGUUUGCAAUGUGCAGCUGUGGCGUGCCUUUUGUCCAAGUGUCUGGGCUCUUUCUCACAUGGAGUCCUCAGCUUGGACAUAAUUUUUUUGACAAGCAUUGCGGGGACAGUUGUCCGCAGGUUGACACUUUGUCUGCCAAGUGUUAGGAGCUUCCUCCAUCGGUGCUAUAUGGCUGUGGGUCAAAACCAAUGGUACCAUUUUGGGGC
Effrenium voratum is the source of this 2170-nucleotide messenger RNA. NCBI's taxonomy places the organism in Eukaryota, Dinophyceae, Suessiales, Symbiodiniaceae. The record is from the annotation of a GenBank genome assembly.